AUGCUGUUCCAUCAAAGACGCUUCGUUGCGUAUCCUUGCGGCGCACCCGGUCUACUCACGCUCAAUGCCUCCUCUUCUUUAUUCUCUUCUUCAUGCAGGUAUACGCUCGUCACGACCGACCGAUGCGUGGCCCUGCUAAGCUACGACGCUACCGGCUACAGUCUACAAAAGCUCGAAGUCGACGCUUUGUCUACUGAAGAAGUGAACGUGAUCGCCAGUGCGGUCGUUGAGCGGCCAGACACAUGUCCUUCCCAAGUGGCGGUGGCGUAUGCGGUCGGGGAAGCACUUUACGUGCAAGUUUUAAUCCCUUACAAAGAAUCAGUGGACCAUGCGGAACCACUGGGUGGUGGAGAGUUCAAGUUGCAGACAGCACCAACGUGCAUGUACAGUAUCCAGGCCUCCGGGACAAACGGGGACGUGUUUUACGGCGUCAUUGUGUGCUGUACGGACUCAAUGCUGGCCAUUGGGUACAUCAGAAACCAGAUGAAAGCCGGCUCGAGGGUCUCGGUGGAAUCGGAUGCUGUUUGCACACUACUGGAUAAUGAUCAAUUUGCUGAAUUCUUCCCCGAGUUUGCGACGUUCACACACACGAUAAUGGCUGUGGAUAUCCUCACGUCUCCAGAGACAGAUCAAGGAUGGAUUGUUUUCGGUUGCGCUGACGGACUGGUCCGCGUGUAUCAUGGACAGAAACUCGGACGGUGCCUCUGUGGCCCCUUCAAGGUCAAAGACAUUCAGCUGAAUGGUCCUGUGACUUCUGUUGCCCUUUUCCUGAAACGAUCGGCUAUGGGAGAAACGACUAGCUCAACCUGGCACUGCAAUCUACUAGUCACGUGCGCGAUUGGCCAAGCGCUGGUCUAUGAAGAUUUGUUCGGUGCUUUCGAUCGCAUUGGAAAUGGCGAGGUUCUGAUGGACUCGGAUGCAUUCGACUCGAUCUUCGCGGGUAUUACCGCCGACAUUGACUUGGAUGGAGAAGUUGAAUUUCUGUUGGGAACAGACAGUCAAGUUAUGUUGGCAUACAAGGAAAAAGGUGACGAUGACAACAGCAGUUGCAAGGCCAUGGAGAGCUCGAUCGAGCUCAGUGUCGAUGAAACGUUACCUGUAAACGAAGAUGCGCCAUCUCUGUCGCCCAAAAGCUCACAGAAUAUAUGGGAUGAUCUGGAGAUGAUUCCGGUGGCAGAUACCUUUGUUGCUUCAUCGCCAGAGCCUGUGCUGGUACAAAGAAAGUGGCAACGGUUGUCUCGAAGUCAUUGGGACAUGGAGACGUUUGGCGCAAUCUACAGUUUGUUGUGGCGAGAUGUCAAUCACGAUGGCGUCCCCGAACUGCUUGUCGCGAGCUCGACCGGGAUUUACGUGUACGAAGCUGACCCAGAAUUUGUCAUCAAAAAGCUCGAGUGUGUCUUGUCAGCAUUGCAAGGAUCCCCUGUCAAUACAAAUAAGUAG
Messenger RNA from Peronospora matthiolae, 1440 nucleotides. NCBI's taxonomy places the organism in Eukaryota, Oomycota, Peronosporomycetes, Peronosporales, Peronosporaceae. The record is from the annotation of a GenBank genome assembly.